Brassica oleracea var. oleracea is the source of this 760-nucleotide messenger RNA. Its product is annotated as translocator protein homolog. The record is from RefSeq and is a predicted model, not a curated record. The transcript has a single exon. Bases 47 to 595 code for a protein of 182 amino acids. Lineage: Eukaryota; Viridiplantae; Streptophyta; Magnoliopsida; Brassicales; Brassicaceae. Gene Ontology annotation, cellular component: membrane.
CCAAGCUUCUUCUCUCAUUUCUCCAUCUCAAAUCUUAAAACUCGUUAUGGAUUCUCAGGACAUCAGGUCCCGUGCCGGAGACGCCGCAAUGGCUCAGACCGAGAGGAAACACGCCUCCGACGUAAACAACAAAGGGAAACGCGAUCAAAAGAGGGCGAUGGCUAAACGCGGUCUCAAAUCCCUGACGUUAGCUGUUGCAGCUCCUGUGCUCCUGACUCUCUUCGCAUCCUACUUCCUCGGGAAUCGGGCUCGGUCUUCCUCGUGGAUUCUACCUCUGUGGGUCCUUCACCUCAUGCGUCUCGCCUCGAGCGGUCUGAUGGGCUUGGCUGCGUGGCUCGUAUGGGUCGACGGUGGGUUCCACAAGAAGCCCAACGCUCUCUAUCUUUACUUGGCUCAGUUUGUGCUUUCUUUGACUACGUGCAUGGUCGGGUCGGGACUAGCAGGGCUUGCAGUGUGCUUGGGUCAGUCUGCGGCCUUGUUCGGAUGCUACAAGGCCUUUAAUGAGACCAGUCCGGUCGCUGGUAAUAUGGUAAAGCCGUGUUUGGCUUUUGCUGCGUUUGUAGCAGCCGUUAAUGUAAAGCUAGCAAUCGCGUAAAAAGCCAACGAUAGAUCAUAGAUGUGAUACUACGAUGUUGUGGAGUCGUAAUUAAUCGUAUUUUUUACAAGUGUUUUGUGAUAAUAUAUACUUAAACAUGUUAUCGUGAUCUAAUCUGUUAGUAUGUGCCCAUUGGGAAUUUAAUAUAUAUCAAGGUUGACAAAA